AUGGGUGCUAACGGAAGUAGCGAAAUUCAAGUGAGUUUCAAUCGUCCGAAUCUUUUCUAUUUUGCUGGUGAACAAAUAGCAGGCAAUAUUUCAUUUCAAAAUACAGAAAAUAAAUUAGAAUUAGAUGCAAUUUUUCUUGAGUGUGUUGGUGAACUUGGAUAUUCAACACAGGAAGUGCGUCAUCGCCGUGAUGCAAAUGGAAAUCAACAAACUGAGCAUUAUACGAAAUAUCAUCAAGUACCAUUUCUAAAAUCUCGUGUUUCUAUUGUACAACCUGAAUAUGGCCAGCGUGAAAUAAUUCUCUAUCGUGGUCAGUAUUCAUGGCCAUUUCAAUUUGUUUUGCCUAAUCAAUUGCCUCCAUCAUUAAUUCCAUCAACAACCACAUAUCCUUAUGUUAAAUAUUAUGCACGUAUUGUUCUUGAUAAACCAUGGUAUAAACCAAAUGCUAAACAAGUUUAUCCAUUAACAAUUUUUCCUCGUGUUGAUCUUCGUUAUGUACCAGGGGGACAGCAACAAGUAUCUUUUUCAAAUGAAAAUCGAAAAAAGAUUCGAUUGCAGGGAUAUUUAAUGCGAGGCGGUAUUUUAUCUGGUGAAACACUUUCCAUUCACAUCCGUCUUGACAAUCCGAAACGAUCAGAAAUUAAAAGAAUAAAAGCAACAUUAAUUCAACAUCGACAAGUCGCUCGAAGUUAUCAUGCAGAAACUAUAUGUCGGCUAGAUUUACCAGACUUGCGUGAAUUUAAUGGUAAAGAAUUACAACGAAAUUUUGAUCUUGUUUUACCCGAGAUACGUAUGUCACCUACCUAUACAUACAUGUCACAAUAUUUAAAUCAAACACUUGGAAUUUCUAUCCGCUAUGAAUUGAUAUUGGAUGUAAAAGUACGUGGAUUAUUUACUGAUUUCAAAGUUAGUAUACCAAUCAUCGUCGGUACUGAACAAAUAUCAGCUGAACAGCAACCAUUUCGACAACCAAUAAACAAUCCGAUUGAAAUGCCCACAGCUAGUGCUCCAGUGUUUGACUAUGAGGAAUUACCACCAAGCUAUGAUACAGUAGUAAUGAAUCAGAAAAUUUAA
This is a messenger RNA of Rotaria socialis, 1074 nucleotides long. The record is from the annotation of a GenBank genome assembly. NCBI's taxonomy places the organism in Eukaryota, Metazoa, Rotifera, Eurotatoria, Philodinida, Philodinidae.